CUGUCUGAUCUGUCAAUCGCCUAAAAACAAAGUUCUGUAAAGUGAAAUUCGUGUCGCUCCUUGAAAUCGAAUUUCUUUAUGUGGGUGCCAUCAGCCAACACCAAGUAAAUGCGCGCAUAUAGUGUUCGAAAGUGCGUGUCGCCUUGACCAGUUUCAAUGUUCACCGGUACAAUUCGUGUGAAAAUAUGCGAGGCACAAGGUUUGAGACCUACGGACUGCUCCAAACGCCACAACAUGGCGUUUGGGAAAAACGACGAUAUGCAGCUGAUGGAUCCCUAUGUGACUAUAGACGUCGACGAUGAUACUCAUGUGGCCCAGACGACCGCGAAAGCGAAAACUCUGGACCCUGUGUGGAAUGAACUUUUCGAACAUAGUGUCGAAAACGCGAGAACAAUAACUUUUACCGUCUUUCACGAUGCUGUUAUCUCUCCAGACGUUUUCGUUGCUAAUUGUAGCAUUCAUUUCGAGGAUUUAAUGACUACAGAAAAAGAAGAGAAUGACUUGUGGGUGAAUUUGGAACCUAAAGGAAGACUGCAUUUAAAAAUUGAACUAAAAACAUCGAAUGAAUAUGGCGCCAAACCAAGAGAAUUCAAGGAGCGACAAGGCUUCAACAGAAGAAGGGGUGCAAUGCGACGAAGGGUGCACCAGGUCAAUGGUCACAAAUUCAUGGCCACCUUCCUGAGACAGCCUACAUUUUGUUCCCAUUGUCGAGAUUUUAUUUGGGGAUUAGGCAAGCAAGGCUAUCAAUGUCAAGUUUGCGUUUGCGUUGUUCACAAAAGAUGCCAUUCAUUAGUCGUUACAAAAUGUCCAGGAACGAAGGACGAGUCGAGUCAACAGAGCACCAGGUUCAAUGUAAACGUACCGCAUCGGUUCGCAGUCCAUACUUACAAGAGAUUUACCUUCUGUGAUCACUGUGGUUCGCUAUUGUAUGGUUUAUUCAAGCAAGGGCUUCAUUGUGAAGUUUGCUCCCUUAAUGUCCACAAAAGAUGUCAAAAGAAUGUGGCGAACAACUGUGGCAUAAAUACCAAACAGAUGGCGGAGAUCCUCAAUGCCAUAGGUGUUUCACCAGACAAACAAACUCCCCGAAGAGCUACCAAAUAUAUUUCUGGUCCUGGAAAUGGCAGCUCGGAGGCUGGUGGUGAGAAUCAAGCGAUUGAACAAACAGUUGAAAAUCUUGCCAAGAUGAUGGAAGAUAAAUUACAGAAUAAUGUUGCAGGUGCCGGUAGAGAUUCGGGCCGAAUGAAAGUAGGACUAGAUGAAUUCGUCUUCAUUAAAGUUCUGGGAAAAGGGAGUUUCGGUAAAGUAAUGUUAGCGGAAAAGAAGGAUACUGAUGAAAUAUACGCCGUUAAAGUGCUGAAAAAGGACGUAAUCAUACAGGACGACGACGUUGAUUGUACAAUGACGGAAAAACGAAUAUUGGCUUUGGCGGCCAAGCAUCCUUUUCUCACUGCUUUACAUUCUUGUUUUCAAACUGCGGAUAGGUUGUUUUUCGUGAUGGAAUACGUAAAUGGGGGCGAUCUGAUGUUUCAAAUACAACGAGCCAGGAAGUUCGACGAAUCGCGAGCUCGGUUCUAUGCGGCCGAGGUGACGUUGGCCCUCCAGUUCCUGCACAAGAACGGCGUCAUCUACAGAGAUCUCAAAUUGGAUAACAUUCUGCUGGACGCGGAGGGGCACUGUAAGCUUGCCGAUUUUGGUAUGUGCAAAGAGGGAAUACUGGAGGGCACUACGACCACUACUUUUUGCGGAACACCGGAUUACAUAGCGCCAGAGAUCUUGCAGGAACUUGAAUACGGCGCAAGCGUCGACUGGUGGGCCUUGGGCGUUCUGAUGUACGAAAUGAUGGCUGGUCAGCCUCCUUUCGAGGCUGAUAAUGAAGAUGACCUUUUUGAAUCCAUCCUGCACGAUGAUGUCCUUUACCCCGUAUGGUUAACAAAGGACGCCGUCAACAUACUGAAAGGUUUCAUGAUUAAGAACCCCAGCCGCAGAUUAGGAUGCGUGGCAGCGCAUGGUUAUGAGGCUGCUAUCCGGGUGCAUCCUUUCUUCAAGGAGAUUGACUGGGUUGCACUGGAGCACAGGAAGGUCAAGCCGCCGUUCAAGCCGAAAAUUAAAAAUAAGAAAGAUGCCCUCAAUUUCGAUGCCGAAUUCACAAAGGAGGAGCCCGUUCUCACGCCAGUCACACAAGAAGUUCUGGUCUCCAUAAACCAGGACGAAUUCAGGGGAUUUUCCUUCGUUAACAGGGACUUCAAUCCUGGUCGUUUCGUAGCUGAAUAAACGUGUACUCUUUUCACGCAUACUGACACAGACACGUACACUUAGUGCAUUUGACGUUUUAGUACUUGUCAAAUAUAAGUUUGAGGUGGGGAGGUUCAGUAGUGUUUCUUCGGAAUGAUUGAAUUACUUGAAAUUAAACUGGAUUGGUUUUUUAAAAUUAAGUAAAAUCAAUUGCUGUUGCUGGAAAAAAAAACAUGCAUGGUAUUCAUCAGUUUUUUAUAUUAUACCAUGUAAAUGAAAAGUUUUCUACAUAAUUUACAAUAAAUAAUGUUUUUGAACUUGCCUUAGACAUCUGUACCUGAUUGAAAUAUGCAUGGAAUUCGUAUUAUCUUUCGGGCGCAAGAUUAUAGAAAUGUUUUUCAUUUCAUUUGAGUUGAUACAACUAUUUUAGUGAACCUCCCUACAUUUCUGCAAUCAGGUUGAGAACAGCUUUAAAGUAAAAAAACGAUAGAUGUUGAAAAUAUUUUUUGUUGUCGAUUAGCGGUUAACUCAUCAACAUAUUUAUCAAUCAAAUUACAUAGGAUUUUAAGGACGCAGAGUUUAAUUAUGUUAGUUGAAAAAUUGCAAAAAAAUUUUUUUCAAAGAUAUUGUAUUGGAUAAAAAUUAGAUUCGCGGAAGAGCUGGGCAACAAAUGUGAUAAAAUAAAGGUCUUGAGAAUUAGUAGUAUCGAAAAAUUCAUCUAGACGUAAGAAAGCAUAUUGCUCAAAAAUAUAGAUAUGUAGAUGAAGCCAAUAUGCAGCAUUAACAUUGUUGGCAAAGUGCCAUGGAAUCAUUAUGACAGCAGUAAUGGCAUAAUUACCAACGAAAUGAAGUGAUUACAUCAAAGGAAUCUAUUGUAUGUAAUAUCAUAUACGUGUUGUUUUUACAGUGGAUUCCGAAUAAAUACUAUCUAUAAAUGAUAAAACAGUUAAGAAUUUUGUGUUUUCAAUAAUCUAGCAAAAAUUGGGAAGUUACUCUUUACUCUCUCCUUUUGGCAUUCAAAUUGAUUGUUUUGGUUGCUACUAAUUCUCCAAGACAUGAAGAAUCAACUUCAACAAUCAUUCACCUUUUUGAAAUGAUCAAAAUCGUUUUUUUUUAUCAAUGAAUGAAAUAUCAGGUCCGUAUUAUAUUCAUAAUCAAUGACUUGUAUCAUUUAUUUUGAAUAUUCCACACAGCACUUCAUGAUUGUGAAGUUGAUUUAAAAAAGGCCCUUUGUGUGAAAUUUUCCACAAUAGAACCGCUGCAGGUAAAAAUUUACUGACCCGGGUUGUGAGUAUGUAUUUUACUUUGAAAUUAAGCGCACACCGUCAUCUUUCGUCGUCAAAUAGAAUUCGUGACCUCGUAUACUGCCUGAGUGGAAAAAUGUUGAAGAAAGUUAGCCCCUUAACAAAAAUUAUUUAUUCCUUAUUGAAAAUAAAUGUGAUUAACGAAACACACGAGUUGGAACGUCCAAGACCUAAAUGGCAAAAAGACUGAGAUUGGAAAUAAAAAACUUGAAAUUAGUAGGUAAAUAAGACGUAAUAUUCUUUCUUAAAGUAUUCUUUUAUUGUCGUUUAAUUUUGGACGUUCCAGUCCCAAAACAGAAUGCUUUUUAUCAGCACAAGCAAAAAGUACGAAUUCAUUUUUCCUGAUUUUAUGAUCACAUUUUUCCCUAUCAUAAAUAAAAUAUUUUAUUCAAUUUUUCGCCUGAAGUGAUCUCGUCAUUAUCCAAGUCUUUCAUACUUGUCUGUCAGUAAUACUGACGAUAAUCAUGCAUUCUGUUUUUGCAGAAUCUACCUAAAUGUAUUUCUUAAAGCUUUUAUAUAUGUUAUUUAUAUUCACCAAAGAUUAAUUUAUUUAUUGAAGAAAUGAUAUAAAUGUUAAAAAUAUAUAGUUUAAUAAUUGAGAAAAUGCAAUGUUAAAAUUUAGUAGAAUUUCUUUCACAUAUUGUGAAUUGUGAGAGUGAGUGGUAAUUGACUGUUAGGAGUCGGGGCAAGUUGAGUUUGUUUGAGUUUUCUCUAGUUCUCAGAGUUCAAAUAUUCAAUUAGUGAUUCUGUCAUUCAUUGUUCUCGUCACCUAAUAUAUAAAACACUGAAAACGAGAGAACGUAAUGAGAUUUAUCAGAUCACACUGUAGCAUUGCAUUGUAGGUUUUUUGUGACAUGUGAUGUUCGCAUCAUGCAAUAUGCUGAUACAUUAGAUUGCCUUAUUUGAUUUGUCAUUGAUUGAUAUGAAAAUCACCUUCAAACACAUUUUUUUGUUAAAAAGGUGCAAAUAUCUUAUAAGGAAUAUUUUCAGGAAAUGUAUUCAUAAUAUAUUGUUGAAAAAGAUGUUUAUCAGUGUGGCUUAGACUAUACUUAAAAAAGUAGUUUAACAAAUUAAUCUUGCUAAAACCUAGUAAAUGUGUAGAAAUUUUUAUCACUAAGUUGGCACCAGUUAUUGACUAUUACAACUACAUACUCAUUUAUUUUCAACAAUACUUUGAGUAGUGGAAGAAAACAUUACAACACAAUUUCUGGAGAUUUUAGGAAUCUGUGUGAGCCAUUUCAGUAAUAGUGUUUGAAUAUUUGCGUUUUAGGUAGUUUAUGAUAAUCUGUGGACUUUUGAAUUACUUUUUUGUUUUAGGGUUGUUCCUAUAAUUCCAUAAUUUUGAUUUCACGGCAUACCAUAAUAUAUUUUUAAUUUUUAUUCUCAACUUCAAAUCACCACCCAUGUGCUGCUAUUACAGCUGUAAUUUACAGCCAUAUAUUUGUCAAAACUAAAAUAUCAUCAAUCAUAAUUGAACAAAGUUUUUAAUCUGCAUGUCAUUAUAUUCUUCAAAGAAUAUUCUGACUCAAUUCCCAUAAUUUCAAUGUUAUUCUAUUUUCAAGAUUUCCAUAAUCUAUAGCUGGAAAUAAUACGUUAUUGAAUCAUAUAUAUAUAUACAUAUAUAUAAACUUUCAUGUCCAUAAAACACUAGUUUAGUUUUUUUUAUUGCUCCCCAAUUUUUCAUAUUGAACAAUAAGAUUUUUCUUAGAUGAGCUAAGAGAGCAUUUCAAACAUCUUUUUUCCAUUACUCAAAGUUUAGAACAAGUGAGCCAUUUCCAAAUUGGAAAUAGCCAUUUAUUUAUAUCAGGUACAAAUUUUGGCUCUAACAAUUAUUCCAUCCUGUACAUAAAAUUGAAAUAAUUCUACAGGUGGCUUAUACCAAAAGUGUUGUGCCAAAUAGACCAUCAAUUGAUUUCUCACAUCCACUCACCCUCUUGUUAUUGUUUGUAUAUCAUAUUUGUACUAGCAAUGUGUUGUACCUAUUUCUCUGAUGGUGUACUAAAAUUAAAAUAAAUAUUAUUUAAGAUA
Coccinella septempunctata (seven-spotted ladybird) is the source of this 5564-nucleotide messenger RNA. It is a transcript of the gene Pkc98E, whose product is annotated as protein kinase C. The transcript has 11 exons. Gene Ontology annotation, molecular function: ATP binding; diacylglycerol-dependent serine/threonine kinase activity. NCBI's taxonomy places the organism in Eukaryota, Metazoa, Arthropoda, Insecta, Coleoptera, Coccinellidae. The coding region runs from base 157 to 2271 and encodes 704 amino acids. Gene Ontology annotation, biological process: protein phosphorylation. The record is from RefSeq and is a predicted model, not a curated record.